Messenger RNA from Tarenaya hassleriana, 999 nucleotides. Its product is annotated as protein MIZU-KUSSEI 1-like. The transcript has a single exon. The record is from RefSeq and is a predicted model, not a curated record. NCBI's taxonomy places the organism in Eukaryota, Viridiplantae, Streptophyta, Magnoliopsida, Brassicales, Cleomaceae. Bases 22 to 876 code for a protein of 284 amino acids. Gene Ontology annotation, biological process: hydrotropism.
GUGCGUACCAUUAAUCAUUUCAUGUAUAAAAUUUGUUGCGUUACAUUUCAUUUGUAUUUGUCGAGGAUUAUUUCUCAGUUGCAUGAAAUGACAACACCACCGCUAACGCCGAGGAUAACGCCUACAACGAUCUCACCGCUCGGAAGCCCGACUUCCAAAAAAGCGUCUGCGUCUGCGUCGCGGCCGGCGAUUACGCUAGAGCAGCCGUCGGGGAAGAACAAAUCCAGCGGCGGCUCUAAAUCGACAAAGCUCCUCCGCCGCGUCAGGUCAGUUUUCCGGUCACUUCCGAUCAUAACGCCGAUGUGUAAAUUCCCCGUCGGCGGAGGAACGCGUCUCCACGAGAACCACGUUCACGGCGGUACCCGCGUUACGGGAACGCUGUUUGGGUACCGGAAAACGCGUGUUAACAUCGCGAUUCAGGAGAACCCGCGUUCGCUGCCGAUUCUGCUGCUGGAACUAUCGAUCCCGACGGGGAAAUUGCUACAGGAUCUGGGGGUGGGUCUGGUGAGAAUCGCGUUGGAGUGCGAGAAAAAACCCAGCGCGAAGAUCAAAAUCAUCGACGAACCCAUUUGGACACUGUACUGCAAUGGUCGGAAAUCAGGUUACGGCGUGAAGAGACAGUCCACGGACGAGGAUCUGUUGGUGAUGCAGAUGCUCCACGCGGGGUCGAUGGGCGCCGGAGUUUUGCCGGUGAACAGCUGCGUCGGAGGUGCGGCGGAGCAGGGUGGCGGAGCGGCGGCGGCGGAGGGAGAUCUGACGUACAUGAGGGCACCUUUCGAGAGGGUGAUUGGGUCGAGAGAUUCAGAGACGUAUUACAUGAUGAACCCUGACGGGAAUGGUGGGCCUGAGCUCAGCAUCUUCUUCGUUCGGAUUUAGAUACAAUUUUUUAUAAUAAAAAAAAAAUAAGCUUUUGAUUUCGUAAUUAAUCUGAAAUUUAUUAUGUAAACCUGAAUAUUUAUAAGUAUGCGAAUGUUUUGGGGGUUGGGGCCUUAGCAUAUA